CCUGGCCAGAAAGUCACCGCUAGAGAUCAAGCCAUCAAUUUCGCCACCUUUGUCCAGGAACUCUACUUUAAAAAGAACGUCGCCACAGCGUUCACAGAUCACGCGCUCGAGAGUUACAUCCAGCACAAUCCUCUCAUGGAGCAAGGCCGAGCUGCAGCAAUCUCCUUCCUGGGAGAAAACUUCCCUAAAUGGAACGUUACGGUUCGCCAUCAUGGAUUCGAUAAUGGGAUUGGAUGGGUGCAUUGGAAACUGGAGGGAUUUGGUACGGCGAGAUAUAACGCGGUGGUGGAUGUCUUUAGAUAUGAGGGAGGGUGUAUUGCAGAGCAUUGGGAUUCGAUUCAAGCGGCUCCUGCGCUAAACGAAACUACCAAUCCCUACGAGCUGAUCUAG
This is a messenger RNA of Trichoderma virens Gv29-8, 390 nucleotides long. RefSeq lists its product as uncharacterized. Lineage: Eukaryota; Fungi; Ascomycota; Sordariomycetes; Hypocreales; Hypocreaceae. The annotation marks the transcript as partial. The transcript has a single exon. The record is from RefSeq and is a predicted model, not a curated record.